AUGCCUCGUGAACAUCGCUAUCGUUGCUCUUUGUGUGAAAAGCAGAUUCGUGAUGGUAUUCGUAAAUACUUCACAGUUGAAUCUCUGCUUUUACGGGUCUAUAUCGCUGCUAAUAGUGGAAAGCGCGUUGGUUUUGACGACUUCAUUUGUGGAUCCUGUCGAAGACAGUACGAUCGAUGGCAUGAGUCGAUGGAAGAUGAUUUCGACUGUAUUGAUGCAUCAAUAGUUGAUGAUGCCGAUCAGGUGGACGAAGAGUGUAUGGUAAGUUCAUAA
This is a messenger RNA of Rotaria socialis, 273 nucleotides long. NCBI's taxonomy places the organism in Eukaryota, Metazoa, Rotifera, Eurotatoria, Philodinida, Philodinidae. The record is from the annotation of a GenBank genome assembly.